Messenger RNA from Pediculus humanus corporis (human body louse), 456 nucleotides. RefSeq lists its product as uncharacterized. NCBI's taxonomy places the organism in Eukaryota, Metazoa, Arthropoda, Insecta, Psocodea, Pediculidae. The coding region runs from base 1 to 456 and encodes 151 amino acids. Gene Ontology annotation, molecular function: DNA binding. The transcript has 3 exons. The record is from RefSeq and is a predicted model, not a curated record.
AUGAUAAUAAUUACAUGUAAUCAUUUUUGGAACACGAGAAGAACGAGCAAACCCCUUUCCGUUAUUUGGUCAUUUUUCAAUUUCGACUGUUUGGAAAAUAAAUCCGAGUGUAAAUUGUGUGGGAAAAUAUUCAAAGCGAGUCCCAAAACGGGCACGGCAUCCGUUAAAUAUCAUCUUCAUUUUGCUCAUCGUAUACUUAGAAACGACGAUUUCACAUUUCGAUUCAAUCCGAAACGUGUGCCGAUAUGGGAUUUUUACACGGUCAAUUACGACUCCGAUUUGGCCACGUGUAAAAUAUGUUAUAAAAAUAUAAAAACACGUAGAAAAGACGGUACGAGAAACGUUUUGAGUCACAUGAGAAACGUUCACCCGAACGAAUAUCAAUUGUCGUUAACGUUCAAAGAAAAAUGGACGGCUAUGAAGAAAACAAAAAAACAUAAACAGGGUUUCUAUUAA